Messenger RNA from Pyricularia grisea, 420 nucleotides. RefSeq lists its product as uncharacterized. The transcript has a single exon. NCBI's taxonomy places the organism in Eukaryota, Fungi, Ascomycota, Sordariomycetes, Magnaporthales, Pyriculariaceae. The record is from RefSeq and is a predicted model, not a curated record. The coding region runs from base 1 to 420 and encodes 139 amino acids.
AUGCAAUUUUCCGAUCUCCUCACCACUGCCGCUGUUGCUUUGGCCUUUGUACCGAGCACCGUCGUCGCCAGUGACGUGACGCGUCUUGUGAAGCCCAUACCACGGAUUAUCGGCCCCUGCGAAGUCAAGGUUUUGAAGGCCGGAGUCUCGCAACAUUUGGCAUAUUUCAAGAUGGGUCGGGAAACCACUAAGACCUUUUUUGUCCCUGUACCUGGGGGAAGCACGUACUUGUUUGAGCUUCGAACUACAUAUGACUGCACGGCAACCAUAUUACGUUGGACGAUGCCUCGGGACUAUGGUGUCUUAGUAUCCACUCUGAGCGCUCGCGAGUAUUGGGCGCUCAUGGAAGGACAUCCGGGGGCUAAAGUCAGUAAAGACUGGAACCCCUCGGACUGGAAGCCCUCGCAGGGUCUUGAAUAG